CAGAGAGCAACGCAAGAGUGAGCUGGAGCAGGCAAACAGUGAUACUGACAAAUCCUACCGAGCACAUUCUCAGGGAACAAAAUGUUUUAAAGCAAAGGAAAAGGACUAACAAUUAUGGCAGUUCCUGUACCUCACGACCUUAAUGUCAACAAAAAAUAUCUCUGACCAAUUGUGACAGAGGGGAAAGAAGUUUUCUAUUUUCAUCUCAGCUAGAUCUGUUUCGUGUAAGAGGAAUAUGUUUGGAGAGCACAAUGACAGUGAAUAUCUCACAGGCCACUAAAGCAACCCGCCAACUAAAGUAGAGAGGACCGCUCAAUAUAAGAUGCAGGGAUGAGUGCAGCUGACUGCCCCAGUUCCCCCUGUGAAAGAGGGGUCACUAUGGCAAUACUCUUCUGCUCCUGUUUUGCCCUUGCUGGUGCACAGCUGCCCCCGCCAGUCUCUCUGCCUGCGCAGAUCAGCGUGCCCCCUCCGUGGAGCGCCCUCUCCCUCUCGCAGGCUGAUCUGGGGGUGAUCUUCUCCAACUCCAGCCCCUUCUCUUACAGCCAGCCCCUACUCCUCAUGCCUCCUCCGGGGACCAGCUCUAAGGCAGGAGUACGGGCUUCCUUUGGGCCUUACUCUGUCACACAGCUGGUCUCCACACCUGUCCUUCCACUUUCCCCUCCUCUCUCAGCAUCUCUUCUCACAAAAACUGUCAUGAGGGCCAAAGAAGGGGAGAAAGGAAAGAGGUCUGAAGUGAGAGUGCUAUUUCACAUGAGGGGAGAUGUUAGCAAGGGAACCUGCAUUACUCUCCAUGCGUUCAAAGAGACAGAGGAACAAAAAGCAACCUGUAUAACCCAGUCCCCACUUGGCCUCUGCGUAGUUUCCCUCACCUUACCCAAGGACUGGUUUGAGCUGGAUCAGUCACCACAUACCAACCCGGGCCAGAAUCCCAGAGCGAGAUACCUGCGCAGGCACCGACAACGAAACCGUGCGCGACGGCGCCAAAACGUGCCCAGCGCACUCCGGGACAACUCUACCCCUGCCUCGGAUCGCAUCCAACUCUAUUAUUCCUCGUCCGGCGCUGUCUCCGACUUCAAGACGCCUCCCCUGGGAUGCGCCGAGGACGAUACCGAGCCGCUGCAGCAGAGGCUCUACUAUGUGGGGGCCGUGGCUGUUCCCCAUAGGGAGAACAAUCGGGAUACGGCCAGAGGGACAGUGGUGUGUUCGGACGGGCAGGGCGAGGAGGAGCUGAGGCUGGAUUACAAUGUUGUCGUUCGCUUUUGUCGAGGUCCAGUUCGCACCGGUCAGCCAGCUAGGAUCUUUGUCAACUUGAGGUCAAAUUUCACGGGAGACUCCGUAACUAUUAGGCUGAAGGUGAAGAAAGGAUUGGUGUCCGUGAUUGAACAGCCAUCCAUGAACUCUGACCUCUGGAGUGUGGUUUUAGAGAGAACCACAGGCUCCAAGCAUGAUACCGUCUCAAUAAUUUGUCACAAAGUGGGAACUCAGUCUGCUUAUCUAAGUCAAACCGACCUGCUGGAGGUUGCUUGUCUCUUGGUUGAUGGCUUGAAGAGGAGCUUUGGCGUGGCCAUGACCGUGACCACUGUUUGGUGGACGGAGUACUCAAGUCGUAAUACCAAUGUAUCCCCACAUGGGGCAGUGACGAGUUUCCUGUCUUUCACUGACAGAGAUAUUGUGGGCAUUGCUCCCAUCACAGAGAGCAGUACAAUCAUAAAUACAGCAAUUUUAACCAGCCAGCCAGUGACCCUUCCUGUAAUUGUGUUGGCUGUUGGGGAUGAUGGAAAGGUAUCUGAUGUUACUUCUGCAGUAAGGUGUCAAUCUGCUAACGAGGACAUCGUCAAGGUAUCAAGCGACUGCUCCACCCUCUUUGUUGAUGGGAGUGAAUCAGGAGUGGGCAGCACGUGUGUAGAGGUGGAGUUCUUCCUGGGUAGGCUCAGAGGCUCAGUCUGUCUGUCAGUUUGGGCCCCUAUGGUCCCCCUACGUAUCUCUCUCUCAGACUAUGUCCUCAGUGCCAUCGAUGGCUGGAGCUUCUUCAACCAGGGCAGAUGUACUCCAGUUUUUCAGAGAUCCACUGUACAGGUCCUGGCACAGUUUAGUGCUCAUUCCUCUACCAAGAAGGGUCAGCCAACCUACAUUCUAGGAUCACCUGACUGGUUUGUGGAUGUGACAGAGCUUGUUCGGGACUGGCUGCGUGUGGGAAAUCCACGGGUUGCAACACUCAACAAGCAGGGAUAUCUGGUUGGCUUGGAGCCUGGAAUAACUACACUACAUGUGAUUUCAAGCCAGUGGGAUGGUGUGCUUGGCAGUGCUGAAGUGGUGGUCUCAUCUGAAACAGUGACCCCCGGUGAUCUUUCAGUGCAGCUGGUUGGUGGACUGGGCUUGGUCAUCAAUAGUAACCCUGCUCACCAGUCUGUUGUUACCGCUGCUGUAACAGCACACAAUAUUCUCUACAACUAUGGACAGGAGGCGUCUGCUAGUGUUUGGCUCCAGUUUAAUGAUGACACUGCCAUACUGGUUUCAGCAUUCACCAGUGUUCCGCACUCCUUACGUCUCUCCUCGUUGGCCGAAUCUGUGGUUGCUGUGACACCGGAGCCUGUGCAGCGCAUCUUGGCCCAAGGCGAGGGGGGUGGGCCUCUGGUCAAAGCAGAACUCCUCGUUUCCACCUGUGAGCCAGUGUCUAACGAUAUUGAAGCCAAUGUGGUGAGAGAUGGGGGAGGAACCAGAAGACUGGCCAAAGGUUCUGGUUGGAUAAGAGUGAACCUGGACUCAGAAGUUUGGCCAAUAGGGGGCGACUCCAACCCUGACAUGUUUGAUGUGUCUGACAUGCUGUUGGAAUCUGAAAAGGACUUUUACAGUAACUUUGGUGACAAAGUUAUCAUAGGGAACAUUACCAGUGAUUAUACUGCCAACACUGGUGAUGGUCUAAUAACCAGGAAUGAUUUAGAACGGGCAGUUUUGACCCCCAAUCAUCAAGAGAGUGCCGUUUAUUUCUCCCCUGGAAUGGGAAGAGAGAGAGAGCAGCCUGUGGGAGAUAGGGAUCUAGAAGUGGGGUUAGGAGCAGUGCUCUCUCUCAUCUGUCUUUUUGCUCUUCUCUUCCUGGCCAACUGUCUGCCCUGCGCUCUUCGAGAGAGGAAGAAGAGGAAGCAGAGGGAAAAAGAGGGUCAAGUACCACAGGGAGUACAGGGAGGGAUAGAGGUGGGACAGGAUGAAGGUGAAGAAAAAGAAGAGUCUAAACUAGAUGAGCAGGUAGCAAGACUGAAAACAAAAGUGAAGUUUUGUAAGGGAGAUAAAAUACAUACAAUACACACAGACAUAAAGUCGAGAGAUUGA
Messenger RNA from Alosa sapidissima (American shad), 3327 nucleotides. It is a transcript of the gene tmem132a, whose product is annotated as transmembrane protein 132A. The coding region runs from base 331 to 3327 and encodes 998 amino acids. The transcript has 12 exons. Lineage: Eukaryota; Metazoa; Chordata; Actinopteri; Clupeiformes; Clupeidae. The record is from RefSeq and is a predicted model, not a curated record.